This is a messenger RNA of Cannabis sativa, 1321 nucleotides long. Its product is annotated as PRA1 family protein E. The transcript has a single exon. The record is from RefSeq and is a predicted model, not a curated record. Bases 431 to 1066 code for a protein of 211 amino acids. Gene Ontology annotation, cellular component: Golgi apparatus; endoplasmic reticulum. Lineage: Eukaryota; Viridiplantae; Streptophyta; Magnoliopsida; Rosales; Cannabaceae. Gene Ontology annotation, biological process: vesicle-mediated transport.
ACUAUUAAAUAAAAGGAAAAAGAAUAGUUGAUUGAUUAAUUUUAUUUUAACCCAAUUCUGCGGCAAAAGAAUAAAAUAAAACAAAAUCCCAAUUCACUUCAUGAAAUCCUAUUCUUUAGUUUUUACUCUAUUGAAAGGGAAGGGGGUUUAGAUUUUAUUUUUAUAAUUAAAAAACUCCAGAUCGAAAUGACAGAGCUUUCCAAUGAAAACAGGUAGGCAAGUCGAGAGUAUUUUUUUUUUAUUUUAUUUUUUCUUUUUUGAACAAGGCAAGUGAUGAGUAUUGAUUUCCGAUAAAAAUAGAAAAAGGAGGGUUCUUUUACUAAUAAAUUAUUAUUUUACUAAAUACCAUUGAUCUAGAAUAGAAAGGAUUCUAGGGUUAGGGCUUGACUCUCUGAAUUUGGGAGAUCUACAUAGCCAGAGUCAACAAGAGAUGUCGACGACAGCUUUCUCCGGUGGCUAUGGCACCAUGCCCACCACCACCAAGACCGGCCACGGCCAAGCAUCAUCAUCAUCAUCGACCUCUUCCGAUCUCUCAUUCAUCUCCAGAGCGAAGCAGACAACUCAGUCCGUCAUCGCCACGCUCCGCCCCUGGCGUGAGCUCUUCCAAUUCUCCUCAUUCUCUCGUCCUGAAAACUACAACGCCGCCAUGGAACGUGUCAGAUGGAAUAUCAGCUAUUUCAGGAUCAAUUACGCCUUGGCCGUUCUUAUAAUCGUCUUCCUCGGCCUACUGUGGCACCCUGUUUCCAUGAUCGUCUUCUUGAUAGUCUUCGUUGGGUGGUUCUUCCUCUAUUUCUUCAACGACGGUCCGGUUGUGGUGUACGGUUAUACGAUCAAUGACAAAACUGUGUUGGCACUUCUGAGCUUGGUGACGAUUCUUGCUCUUGUGUUCACUCACGUGGGUUUCAACUUAUUAAUGUCGUUGAUUAUUGGGGCUGUUUUAGUUGGUUUACAUGCUGCGUUUCGAGUCACGGAGGACUUGUAUCUCGCUGAUGAAAGCGCCGCCGAAGGUGGGUUGUUAUCGGUCGUCGGAAGCCAACCAUUGCGAUCGAGUUAUGCUCCAAUUUGAAUCACUUUUAUCGGUUCUUAUGCUUUCAGAAGUCAGAGUGUAGAAGAUGAUAAUUCAAUCCAAAUUCCAAAACCCCAUCAGUGAAUGAAACUAAAUCUUGUGUAUUGACACUUCAAGCUUGGUGAUCAUAUUUGAUUUGAUGUAUUAUAUGAUAUUUGUUCUUUCCAGAUUAUUUCAAUCAAUUGUUGAGACAGGCAGUGUUUGAAUCUUUGUUCAUAACGGUUUGCUGUUCAUUUAAGAUUUUCGAUUCAAUCA